Molecule: messenger RNA, 5653 nt
Organism: Dromaius novaehollandiae (emu)
Lineage: Eukaryota; Metazoa; Chordata; Aves; Casuariiformes; Dromaiidae
Gene: PIK3R5
Product: phosphoinositide-3-kinase regulatory subunit 5
Exons: 19
Coding region: 204-2855 (883 amino acids)
Biological process (GO): G protein-coupled receptor signaling pathway; positive regulation of MAP kinase activity
Cellular component (GO): phosphatidylinositol 3-kinase complex, class IB
Molecular function (GO): 1-phosphatidylinositol-3-kinase regulator activity
Source: RefSeq, a predicted model, not a curated record
CAAAUUCUCCGCUCAUUCAGUCCUGCGCACCUCCCCGCCUCGGCAGAGCCCUUCUCGGGCGCUCCUCAUCCAGACUCUGGAUGUAUAAAACUUUCGGCAAAGACUGGAGUUACAGGCUGGGACGGUAGGAAACUAGUAGCAGGAAUCCAUGAGCCUCUUCAGAGUGAAGGAGAGAGCUUGCACUUGGCAGGAGAUGAAUUAAAAUGCAGCACACCACGUGUACGGAGGACAGGAUCUAUCACGCACUGGAAAGAUGUCUACAUGGCCUUAGCAGAGAUGCUGUCUCCAGCAGAUGGGCGGCUGGUCUGUGCCUGAACUGCUGGAGCCUUCAGGAGCUGGUCAGCCGAGAUGCGGGAAACUACCUCAUCCUCGUGGAGAAAAUCCUCAGCAAAGCCAAAGAGGUCCAGGAGAAGUGUGACUACGAUCUCGUGACUCCACUGGCUCUGCUUUUCUACUAUGCGGUUCUGUAUGCUCCUCACUUCCCUCCGGGCUCUGACCUGCUCCUGAAGGCCGCCAGCAUCUACCACAACUUCCUCACCUGGCCCGUGCCCUACUGCAAUAUCUUCCGGGAGCUGCUCACCUUCAUCAGUGAUGAGCUCAAGGCCCCAGGGAUUUCAUUCCAGAGGCUGGUGAGGACAGAGCAGGGGCUGCCCCUGAAGAGCCACCAGAGCUCCACUGUCACGGUGCUGCUGCUCAACCGCUCCGAGGUGCAGAGCGAGUUCCUCUCCAUCGCAGAGAAGCUGAGCACCCCCGAGCUGCCGCGGCGCACCACGCUCCUGGUGCUGCUGGAGCACCUCUACCAGGCCACCUUCGGUACCCGCUGUGACCUGGACAGCCUGCGCCGUCUCCUGAAGUCCAAGUCGCUGGAAGAGCUCUCGGAGCUCUACGCCAGCACCGCAGAGGCCCAGGAGAUAGCCGCCGCCAGCAGCGAUCCCGCCCUGGCACAGCAGCAACUGCAGUCCGCGCUGCAAGACAUCGCCGGAGCAGCAGCCUUCCCUGCCGUCGCAGGUGAGGCCCAGCCCCGCAAGCUCCACACCAUCCCUAUCCCCCCGGCACGCUGUUACACUUACAGCUGGGAUCAGGAUAACUUUGACAUCCUCAAUGAUGUCCUCAGCAAAGAGUGCCGCGUCGUUGAGCCCAUGGUCUCGGAGAAUGAGGAGGAGGAAGAGGAGGAGGAGGAGGUGGAAAUUGAUGGCUGUUCUCCAGAAAGGGACUCGCUGCUUUCCCCUAUCUCUGCCAUUUCCAAAGACUCUGUGUACUCAACGCUAUCGGAGGAAGGAUCUAAGCACUCGCGAGUGUCCCUCUUCACUGCUUCCAAGGACUCCAUCUCAGAGCUGACAGUGGUCUCCAGAAAGUCCUUGAAGUCUUUUGUCUCCAGCCUCAAGGACUGUAUGGACAGUGGCUAUGCAGAAGACAGCGAUGAGAGCUCUCUGGACGUGGUGGGGAGGCCAGAGCUCAAAGUGGAGAAGACCCACCACAAAUACAGGCACACACUGACCAACAAGAUCUACAAACUGUUCAAGAGCAAAAGCCAACUGGUCUUGAGGAGAGACCUGAAGGACUGCUCAGACACAGGCUCGCUCUCGCUGCCCCUGCGCCGGGCCGAGAGCCUGUGCAACCCCGAAGCCAAGCACCGCAUCCUGGCCCGUUCGCGGCGAGCUCAUUCGCUGCCCCAGCACGUCCUGAGCCAGCGGCUCCCGGCACAAUAUGUGCCGCAGCACGUGAGCCUCCACCGCAGGCCCUUCCUCAGCUAUGACGAGGAUGCCAAGGUGUCCACGCUGCGUGUUGUGGUCUUUGGCUCCGACCGCAUCUCAGGGAAAGUGGCCCGGGCCUACAGCAACCUCAGGCUAAAAGAAAGCACCUGCCCCUCACUGACAAGGUACUUCAAGCUGCAGUUUUACUACAUCCCCGUGAAGAGGAGCUGCCUCUCUCCGUCGGCCCCGCUGAUGCAUCCUCCCCCAUCCCCGGGGGACCCGCAGCUCCGAGGCUCAGCACAGGCGGAGCCUACGUUGGCCAGGGUGGAGACCAGCACCAAUGACAUCUCCCACUACAUUGGGAUGUUGGACCCAUGGUACGAGCGUAACGUUCUUGGGCUGAUGAACCUGCCCAUGGAUGUCCUCUGUCAGUCUGCCAAGCCGGAGGCUGAGCCGCAGGAGGACUCCAGGGAGCAGCUGCCCAUCCUGGCUGACAUGAUUCUCUACUACUGCCGGUUCGCCACGCGCCCCGUGCUGCUGCAGCUCUACCAGACGGAGCUGACCUUCAUGGGCGGGGAAAAGAUGACUGAAGUCUUCAUCCACUCCCUUGAGCUGGGCCACUCGGCUGCCACGCGGGCCAUCAAGGCAUCAGGUCCAGGCAGCAAAAGGCUGGGCAUAGAUGGAGACAGAGAAGCAAUCCCGCUAACACUACAAAUCGCCUACAGCAAGACAGCCGUCAGUGGAAGAAGUCACUGGAAUGAUGUCGAGAAGGUCUGCACGUCUGUCAACCUCAGCAAAGCGUGCAAGAAGUAUGAAGAACUAGCCUCAGAAACAGAGUGUCUCAACUUAACCAUGACUGAGGUGGUCAAAAGGCAAAACUCCAAAUCCAAGAAAAGCUUCAAUCAGCAGAUCAGUGUGUCCCAGAUAAAAGUAGACAAGGUCCAGAUUAUCGGUGUCCAGUCCUCCUUUGCCGUGUGCUUGGACCAGGAUGAGCAGAAGAUCCUGCAGAGUGUAACCAGGUGUGAGAUCUCUGUAUGCUACAAACCAAAGGACAGUGAUCCCCUUGCACUGAGAACGCCCUCUUUGCCUCCCCAGGACCCAUCCGAGUUUCAUUCUCUUCUGUGCUUACCCAUUGCUACCUUCAGUGGAGCACUGCCAUAGAAGGACUAGCCAGACCCUGUGCCCUCUCAGAUGACACUUACAUCCAACAUGCCAAAAUAACCACAGGAAGAGGAAUUUGGCUGCACUCCUUUGGGUUGGAGACCCAGCAGUUCUUGUUCAAGACAUCGUGCAGCCCAAAGCAUUAGCGUGGUGGCUGAGCUGUUCCUGGUCUGUGCUUAGCCUGUCCUUAGGAAAUGGGCACAUCAGUGUCAUGCUUUUGUACCUGCCAGGGUUCCUCAGCGAUGCAAGGGAAGCAGUUUCCUUGAGAUGUCCACAUGCUUCAGCAGACUGCCAACACCUGGUUAGAGAGGGCAAGGCAAGGGCACUAAUAUUCUCCUGCCAGCAAAUGGUUCUGUGGCUGUACUCGACAGUGACUGCAAAGCCAGCGUGAUCUGGAGGGAGCUGAUGGGUGGGCAUUGUGGAAAACGAAUGCCCUUGGUAGUAAGGUCACCCUCAAUGUGUGGAGAGUUGCAGACCACCCAGCUGAGGUCCUGUUGACAUUUCACUCGUGACAAGUCUUGAGAUUCUCGGGACAGUUCUUUGGGAUGGGGGUGGGGAUAGACUUUCUCAUGGAUUUGCUUUAAAUUACAAAAUUUGGGUGUCCUGCAGAGAAACAGUGCACAGCAGAGGGACCUAGCUGAGGCCUAGGAAGAGCUGCUGUUUGUGUUUCAGUGAAUCCAGUGCAAUAGGCUAUAGCAGUGCAUUGAUGGCUUGUCAUGCAUGCAUGUAUUUACUGUAAAUCCAGGACCUGCAGGAGAUGGACUUCUGAUUUUUGCAGACUUUGAGAGCUCAUCCAGAAGGGGAUGAACUCCCUGUUCGGUCCAUGUUCUUGUGGCCUGCUCCCCAGCACUGAAUGACAGAGACAUCGCAGGCAUCGAAUGCUCAAUAGUUGCUUGAAAUAUGGCAGGAACCAUACUUACACUCAUAGAAGGGAGUGAAACACAGAGGAAACUGGUAGGAUUGCCUUUAACUUGCCUGAGGAGGCAGCUUUGGUAGAGAAGGACCCAGCACCAAAAACACUAGUGACACUUGCAGCAGCAAUAGGAUUUGAGAUCCCCUCUGUACUGCAGAGAGAGGCAUUUCCCCCCCCCCCCCCCCCCAUUCUCUCUACAAGGCUGUAGGUGCAGAAAGGUGCAAUAGUUGGGGGUAUUUAGAGGUAUUCUGACUCCAGGAGCAAUAAAAGAAAUGAGAAGAGCCUUGCCUGGUUUCUUAGCUCUCAAGCUGUGUCUCAGUAGUUGUUGAUGAUUGCACUAAUGGCAGGCAGAAGAGCAUGUCUGUACCGCCUGUGACAGGCAAAGAGGAUCCUAAUGCUGAGCACACACUUCCUGGGAAGUGGCUGGAAGGGGCCCCCUGGACUGCCCGGAGGCUGCAGGCCUCAGCCGUGGUGUCCGAGUUCAGUGUGGGUCCCCCAGUCCUUCAGAAAAUGGCACUUGAUCAGCUCUUAGCACUCAGAGCAAGUCAGGUUCUGUCCCACAGGGCUGGUGGCAGAGCAGCAGUCCCCCUUGUCCUGGGUGUGGGAGGAGGCUCAACACUUUGAAGGUUAAAUUUGACAGGAAAAGGGCCAGAGCCCCUGGUGCUUCAGUUGUCCCGGAGGAGGGUGGGCCAGGCUUGUCUGUGGGAUUCCUCCACAUCUUUCCUGGAAGGGUUUUGGGGAUCCCUUCUGCUCCAAGGACUUGGACCUUGUGGCCUGUCAGCUGGUGGACCUGCUUUCUCCCCCCACUACCUCUGUUGCUGUUUCUGAACAGCUUGGUCCAGACCUGUGGGUCUGGUCUUGCCUGGUGAACAUCUCCGAUUGACAAGGUGCUUUGGUGUCCUUAUCAGCUCUGGGUGCAACUGCUGCCCGUGGCCAGAGAUGAGCAACAGUGAGACGUGAACGUGCUCCCGAGGCCUCUGGUUUUUAUCCACCUACUUGAAUAAACCAUCCCAAGGAUGGUGUUGCCUUGUGGACUCCAAGACUUUGUUCAGGGCAAAGCAUCACUUGAACACACACAGCGGUUCUGGCUCUGCUGUGACGUGAAGCUGGCUUGGACUCCUGGCCAGGACCCACCUUCCAUGUCCAUGCACCGACCUCCAGAGCACCUGCUAUUCAGUACCGUGCAGGGUAGUGUCUUUCCUCUGCUCCCAGCACGGGCUCGUCAGGGACACCGAGCCGCUGCUGGGUGGCGGCGGGAUGCCCCCUUUCUCACUGGGGUGCCUGCAGGGCGAUGCGGAAAUGCCAGCCAGGGUCGCUACUGUGUGUUUUCUUCUGCACAUCAAUACUUUAAGUCUGACAGGCUCAAGGCAUCAAAAACAGACUUCAAUAGCUCUUUCCAUGCACUUGGAAAAAGUUUUCCCGUCGACUUUUCAUUUCUCAAACAGGUUUGUGUGCGUUGUUUUAAAUGGGGCUGGAAUUUGACAGCUGUUUUUUUUGUUCAAUACUUUAAAAUAGCACCUUAUCCUGUCAAAACAUUGCUAUUUGUGAUCUUGAUAUCCGUGGCUAAAUAUAUCCUUGCCGCCGUUAAUGACACAAACCUUUUUGGUUUCAGCUGGCCCUAUGAAAAUACUGAAGAGGAAAAUUUCCAUGUCAUGGAGAAAAACAAGCACAAACUCUAGGGACUUAUAAUCCCUCCUAAUUUUUUUGACCUCUGAUGCUUUUUUUAAAAAAGAAAAGGAGGAAGUGAGAGGUUCUUUCAAGCCAUCCUUGUACAUAUGUGAAGCCUCACCAAAUCUUUGUAAUGUCUGUGCUGAUCUGUAAAAUACUGUUCAAAGAACUUUAAAGGUAAUUGUAAAAUAUUAAAUGUGAUUUAUUUCAAGUACAA